AUGGUCACGUUUCGGGACUUAUUUGGCCGCGUCCUACGGCCCUCCCGGCCUUCACUGGGCCACUCGAGGCUGGUGGAGGUCGUGCCACGCCGGUUCCAGGCCAGGGGCACUGCUGGCAGGCGGAGAGAUGUGCUCCUGGCCCACAGUGGUGUCCUGCUGGGGGCUGCCCAGCGGCAGUUAGCCACGGCCAUCUUGGAGAGAACCCCCAGCCCCGGCCCCCCCGGGCCCCUCCCGCUGUCCGGUGACCUGUCCUGCCCUGACCUUCCGUACCCUGUUGUGCCGCGGGAGGAGCUGCUGCCUGGCCAGCACGGUUCCAAGGCUCAGCCGCAGCCCUCGGCCGCGCAGGACUUCCUCCGGAGCAUCCCCGCCAAGCUCCUGGUGGCGGACCUCUACGAGGAAUGGAUGGCGGCCAUGCAGAAGAGCAGCAGGGAGGAGCGGAUGGAGGAGCUGAGAGCGGUGGUCCAGAAGCUGCCUGCAGGCAACCUCCUCCUGCUGGAGCGGCUGCUGGGCCUCCUCCAGCACAUCAGCCGCCACGUGGCCACCAGCAGGAUGACCAGCUGCAACCUGGCCAUCUGCCUGGGGCCCACCCUGCUGAGCCCACCCGGCGAGGACCUGCUCCCGAUGGAGGCCAUGCUGGAGGCGACGCAGAAGGCACCCCCCUCCCUGCUCGGUGUCCUCAGCGAAGGUGGGGGAGAUACAGUGGUGGACUUUGAAACGGGAGAGGGUAAAAUGGACGCUGUACACAAGGUGAAGAUUUUUGUGAUGUUUCUGUCUCUGGCUACUUUCACCGUCAUGGUGAUACUGAAUGCCGGGAAUGCCACUGGGAUAUUCAAAGGUCUGUUCAAGUCAACCCCUGGAAACAUCUCGGCGAAGUACAACACUGACUUCACACCAGCUGGCUGGACUUUCCUCAUCUGGAAUGUCAUCUACGCCUGGCAGCUGGCCUGGCUUCUCUAUGCCUUGUCAGGGAUCUGUCGAAGGAAUGAACUUGGAUGUGUCUACAUCAAGCCAGACUUGCUGCCAAUACAUUUUUACGUGAUGUGGAUUCUGAAUAACGGCCUCAAUGUUGGGUGGCUGUUUCUGUGGGACCGAGAAUACCUCCUCCCAGCCCUGGUGUUCCUGGCAGCCCUGACCUUCACCACGUGUGCCGCCCUCUUCGUUUCCCACCGGGCGCUGAGCAUCCAUUCCUCCUGGUUUGUGAAGGGUCACAAAGCUGAGCUCUGGCUCAUCCGCAUCCUGGUCCAGAAUGGGCUGGCGCUGUACGCAACCUGGACCACCAUCGCCACUCUGCUGAACUUUGCCGUUGUGUUGAUCUACAAGUGGAAUGUGUCCAACGAGACAGCAACGACUGCUUCUCUGAGCAUCCUUGCUCUUGCCCUAGUAAUAUGGUUUUACCUGGAAAACUUCUUUCUUGACAAGUAUGUCCGCUAUAACCUCACAAUCUACCCAGUGGUCAUAAUAGCUCUGACUGGCAGCGCCUGCAAGAACUUCUCGCUUUCGUCCCCGACGACAAACGGCAUUUUUAUAGUUUUUCUGCUGGCGAUAACUUGCUUGAUCUUCACUGUGCGGCUGGGACUAGUCACGUGGAGGCACUGUAAGAGACCACUGGAAGCAUCAGAAGCCCCAGACCCAUCAGGCAUAGUGGCCUGA
Molecule: messenger RNA, 1650 nt
Organism: Charadrius vociferus (killdeer)
Lineage: Eukaryota; Metazoa; Chordata; Aves; Charadriiformes; Charadriidae
Exons: 11
Coding region: 1-1650 (549 amino acids)
Biological process (GO): signal transduction
Source: RefSeq, a predicted model, not a curated record